Molecule: messenger RNA, 1168 nt
Organism: Apodemus sylvaticus (European woodmouse)
Lineage: Eukaryota; Metazoa; Chordata; Mammalia; Rodentia; Muridae
Product: H-2 class II histocompatibility antigen, A-D beta chain-like
Exons: 6
Coding region: 78-872 (264 amino acids)
Biological process (GO): peptide antigen assembly with MHC class II protein complex; antigen processing and presentation of exogenous peptide antigen via MHC class II; immune response
Cellular component (GO): membrane; MHC class II protein complex
Molecular function (GO): MHC class II protein complex binding
Source: RefSeq, a predicted model, not a curated record
AGGCUACAGAACUUUUCUUUUUGAGGGGACACAAGCAGGCGUGUGUCCUGGUGACUGCCGUUCCCUGUGCCUUAGAGAUGGCUCUGCGGAUCCCCAGCCUCCUCCUCUCAGCAGCUGUGGUGCUGAUGGUGCUGAGCAGCCCGGGGACUGAGGGCGGAGACUCCCCGAGGGAUUUCGUGUACCAGGUCAAGGGUCAGUGCUACUUCACCAACGGGACGCAGCGCAUACGGCUGGUGGUCAGAGAGGUCUACAACCUGGAGGAGUUCCUGCGCUUCGACAGCGACGUGGGCGAGUUCCGCGCGGUGACCGAGCUGGGGCGGCCGGACGCCGAGGACUUCAACAGCCGGAAGGAGAUCCUGGAGCAGAGGCGGGCCGAGGUGGACACGGUGUGCAGACACAACUACGAGGGGUCGGAGGUCCGCACCUCCCUGCGGCGGCUUGAGCAGCCCAAUGUCGCCAUCUCCCUGACCAGGACAGAGGCCCUCAACCACCACAACUUGCUGGUCUGCUCGGUGACAGAUUUCUACCCAGCCCAGAUCAAAGUGCGCUGGUUCCGGAAUGGCCAGGAGGAGACGGAGGGCAUUGUGUCCACACAGCUUAUUAAGAACGGGGACUGGACCUUCCAGGUUAUGGUCAUGCUGGAGAUGACUCCUCAGCAGCGAGAGGUCUACACCUGCCACGUGGAGCACCCCAGCCUGGAGAGCCCCAUCACUGUGGAGUGGCGGGUGCAGUCUGAGUCUGCCCGGAGCAAGAUGCUGAGCGGCAUCGGGGGCUGCGUGCUCGGGGUGAUCUUCCUCGGGCUCGGCCUUUUCAUCCGUCACAGGAGUCAGAAAGGACUCCGGGGGCCUCCGCCAACAGGGCUCCUACAGUGACUCAAUGUUUUGACUGUGUUGACUUCUCACACUCUAAGGCCUGCAUGUCCUGUUCCAGCUUCCUGUCUGCCAGCCUGCCUGCCACUAUGUGAUUCAGAGUCUAGCGUGGCGCCAGUGUACCCAGCAGCUCAGCUCCUGUGAUCUGGAGUCCCCAGUCUCUGUCUGUAGCUCUGCCCCUGGCUGAUUCCACAGACUUCAUCUGUGUCUGCAGCACCCCACGCUUUCUGUCUCCACUCUGUAAUAAACCAAUUUAAGAGUAUCCCCACCUAGAUUACAAAUAAACUCAGAGACUCAGA